AUGGUGUUCACCCAGUUAGAAUUUGACCUGUGCUUCUAUGGCAAGAAACUCAGAGGUUUCAAAUGCAAGUUUACCAGGUCAGAAAGUGGAUUUAUUCCAGAGACUUCGUGGGCCAUUGCCUUCCAUGUUUUUGUGCCACUCCUUCUGGCUGGCUUGGGCAUGGCGGCUGCUGGCCUAGUGAUGGAUGUUGUUCAGCACUGGGACGUGUUUCAGACAAUUACAGAAUUUUUCAUCCUGGUUCCUGCCUUGGUUGGUUUGAAGGGUAAUCUUGAGAUGACGCUGGCAUCCAGGCUCUCUACUGCUGCUAACACUGGACAGAUGGAUGAUGCCCAGAAGAAAUGGAAAAUGGCCACCUGCAAUUUAGCCCUUAUCCAGGUCCAGGCCACUGUGAUGGGAUUUCUGGCUGCUCUUCUUGCUCUGGCCCUGGGAGGCAUAUCCAAGAGCUCUGUGGACCCACGCGAGGCUCUCUUGCUGUGUGCCAGCAGUGUGACCACGGCCUUCAUAGCUGCAUUUUGUCUUGGUCUGGUGAUGAUUGGCGUUAUCAUCGGAGCAAGGAAAUUUAGGAUCAAUCCAGACAAUAUCGCCACACCCAUAGCAGCAUGCCUUGGAGACUUGAUAACCCUUUGCCUGCUGGCAGGAAUCGGCAGUAUACUCUUCAAAUACAGAGAUAUGAAAUACCUUGCUCCUCUCAUAUGCACUGCCUUCAUUCUCACGAUCCCUCUCUGGGCUGCUAUCGCCAAGCAAAAUCCUUCCCUUGCCGAAGUCCUGAAAUGUGGGUGGCAGCCGAUCAUCACUGCAAUGGGCAUCAGCAGCAUUGGUGGGCUCAUCUUGGACAAAACCAUAACUGCCGCACACUUUGAAGGCAUGGCAGUUUUCACACCUGUGAUUAAUGGUGUUGGAGGGAACCUGGCUGCCAUCCAGGCCAGCCGUAUUUCCACAUUCCUGCACUUUUUCGGCACGCCUGGAGUUUUGCCAAAGGAGAUGAGGCAGAAUUGGCCUGACCCAUGCACCGUAUUCUCAUCAGAAGUGCAUGCCAAGUCAGCCCGAGUCCUGUUCUACCUGGUUAUCCCAGGGCAUCUCAUGUUCCUCUACAUCAUCCGUCUGCUGCGGGGAGGCCACACAUCUCUGUCCGUCACCUUUGUGAUGUUCUAUCUGGUUGCUGCUUUGCUACAGGUGGGAAUCCUGCUCUACAUGGCUGACCUAAUUGUGCGCCUGCUGUGGAGGAAGGAGCUGGAUCCAGAUAAUUGCUCCAUCCCCUACCUCACCGCCCUGGGGGAUCUCCUGGGCACUGGAUUCCUGGCCAUCUGUUUCCACCUGGUUUGGCUCAUCCACGGUACAGACUGA
Molecule: messenger RNA, 1344 nt
Organism: Apaloderma vittatum (bar-tailed trogon)
Lineage: Eukaryota; Metazoa; Chordata; Aves; Trogoniformes; Trogonidae
Gene: SLC41A3
Product: solute carrier family 41, member 3
Exons: 10
Coding region: 1-1344 (447 amino acids)
Biological process (GO): monoatomic cation transport
Cellular component (GO): plasma membrane
Molecular function (GO): monoatomic cation transmembrane transporter activity
Source: RefSeq, a predicted model, not a curated record